AUGGAUAACACUAAAGCCAGGACCUUGAAGAAUACUCAAGAGCAGAACACUGUAGCAGCCGCACGCAUCAAGCAAAUUCAAAGCCAACUCGACACUGCACCACGAACAGGAAAACUAAAGGAUAAGGUGUGCAUUAUCACAGGAGUCGGAUCACUGUUGGGUAUUGGUCGUGCUGCAGCUUUGACUUUCGCUCAUGAAGGAGCAAGGCACCUCUAUCUCCUGGAUUUUGAUCCUACCAAUCUGCCUGACUUAAAGUCUACUAUUGAAAAGAAGUACCCUGACGUUAAGGUUACAACUCUGCAAGCCGAUGCCGCCGACGAGAAGGCUAUAUCAGGCCUCUGUGAGCAGGCUCUCCGUGAAGAAGGGAGACUCGACGUCUUCUUUGCCAAUGCUGGCUGGGCCUCCAAGGAUUCCUUACAAGAUACAUCAGUGGAAACCUAUAUGAAAAGUAUGCGCAUCAACGCGCUCUCAUGUUUCCUUGCUGUAAAGUAUGGGUCAGCUGCCAUGCAGAAAACUAACGCGUCAAGAGGAAAGCAUGCCAGUAGGGGUAGUAUAAUUAUGACUGCUUCUACUGCUGGGCUUAGAUCUGGAGCUGGUUCCGUUGAUUAUAGCGCAAGCAAAGCUGCCGUAAAUUCAAUGGCCAAAAAUUCGGCCUGCCAAUUACAAAGGACUGAUAUCCGGGUGAACUCUAUCUGUCCAGGACUUAUUGAAACUGGCAUGACAGAUUUCGUUUUUGAAUUUGCUCGUCAGCGUGGUACAACUGGCAAAAUCGGGCAGUUGAAUCCUUUGGGGCGAUAUGGUGUUGCACAAGAAAUUGCAAAUGCUGCCCUCUUUCUAGCGUCUGGUGAGUAG
Psilocybe cubensis is the source of this 852-nucleotide messenger RNA. RefSeq lists its product as uncharacterized. Gene Ontology annotation, cellular component: intracellular anatomical structure. Gene Ontology annotation, molecular function: oxidoreductase activity, acting on NAD(P)H, oxygen as acceptor. The record is from RefSeq and is a predicted model, not a curated record. Bases 1 to 852 code for a protein of 283 amino acids. The transcript is spliced from 10 exons. Lineage: Eukaryota; Fungi; Basidiomycota; Agaricomycetes; Agaricales; Agrocybaceae.